AUGAAGGGGUAGUGGUUACCAGGAGAAGUUUUCGUGAAAUGACAAACGUAGGAACGGAAUUCAAUUACUCCAACCAAACUAGUUUUGAAGCAGUAAGCAUGAGCUUCAAAAGUUCUGAGCCUGGGUUCCCAGUGAGGUCUGGAUAUAGACAAGUAAAUAGUUUUGAUGCAGAUCUUCUCUAUGAUAUGGAGAUGUCUAACUCCACCCUAAGAACUGCUGUGAAACCUGAUAACUCGGAUACAUGCAUGUUUACAGACGAGGUUCUAGAAGUGUCCCGUGAGCCUGAUUAUCUAGAGAUGAAAGAACUAGAAUCUAAAAAUACAAUUCUAGAAACCAGAGAUCAAGGAACUAUGACAGGUCGUGUCAGCAAAAAAUCCAAGAAAUCUAAAACUAAAACUGAUCAGGGUUCAAGGAAACAUAGUAGAGAAAGAACGUCUAAAUAUCUUUCUCCGGGAACAAGUUUAGUAGAGAGACAAGGCGAAGAGAACUUGAUCACCCUGGAGGUUGAAACAGAGUUCAUCGUGGAGUCCCUGGAGCUACAAGAACAAGAACAACUAAGAAUUGAAGAAGCAGAAAAAGAAAAAAGAAUCGGUGAUUUUUUCAGAUCUUUCCGAAAGAAAAAUCAGUUUCCGGAGAAGAAUGUGAUCCUUGAUGUUGGAGGAGACAGGUUCGUGGUUAAAAAGAAGCACCUGGAGCAGUAUCCAUCUACUAGACUUGGCAAGAUUAUGAGAGCAGAGAACCUCAGAGAUAUUCUCAUGUACUGUGAAGAGUUUAUUCCAGGAGAACCACCAGAAUAUUUCUUUGAUAGAAAUCCGAACAAUUUCCCCGCAAUACUGGAUAUGUACAGGUCGGGAACAUUUCAUACAGUUGAGGUAGGUUGUGCCCUAGUUCUCCAGAGGGACCUGGAGUACUGGAGUAUAGAUGAGCUAAUGAUGGAACCCUGCUGUGCGCUCAAGUACUAUCCUCAGAUAGACGUCUGUCAGAGUGAGAAGGACGGAGAUAUUGCAACAAAGAAGAAAGAAAUGGAGUUGGCUGAGGAGGAGGAUUUUGGUAAUACUUGGUGGGGAAAUACAAGAUCAUGGCUGUGGAACACAUUGGAGUAUCCUUGGACCAGUAAACUAGCCCAGAUCGUUGCUUUCUUCUCCUUGUCCAUGGUUCUAGUGUCAACCGUCACCUUCGUGGUGUCCACUAUAGAGGAGCUCCAGGAGAAUGAUCAAGGACAGGUUGAGUAUCCUCUAGUUCAAGCCAUCAUUGGUUAUACAGAUAAUUUUGUUGUGAUAUUCUUCACCUUGGAAUAUUUUCUCCGGCUUGUGGUUUCUCCGAGGAAAUGUAAAUUUAUCAAAGGAGCGAUGAAUCUGAUUGAUCUAUUGGCCAUUGUGCCUUUCUACCUUUCCCUGCUUCUUGAGGGUUUAGAGGAUUUUGAAAUUAUUGGCAAAGCUGGGAAAAUUGUUCGGCUCAUUCGUGUCAUGAGAAUAUUGCGGAUUUUCAAGCUUGUCCGACAUUUUGCUGGUCUACAGUCUCUACUCUAUACCCUACAACAAGCAUACAAGGAACUAGGACUCCUCCUGGUCCUAGUAGCUGUAGCAAUCCUAACCUACUCCAGUCUUGUGUACUUUGCGGAGAAGGAAACUCCAGAGGAUAGAAACUGUUCCCAGACAGGUAUUGAGGUUAUGGGUCGGAGCUGGAGAGAAAUAGCUCAGGAUCCCUGCUACUCCUGGACCUUCGUAGAAUCCUUCUGGUGGGGGCUCAUGACCCUAACCACUGUAGGAUAUGAUCUUAAUCCUAAAACUAUUCUUGGAAAACUGGUCGGAGGUUUCUGUGCUCUCUCAGGGAUCUUUAUUCUCACCCUUCCUAUUCCUAUUGUGGUAAACAGCUUCGCCAGCUACUAUAAGAACAGGUUGUGGAGGAACGAGGUUGAUCACAAGAAGAGAGAACGAACCCGACAACAAGCUGCAGAGCUUAAACAAGUUCAGAAACUACUACUGCUCAAGGCAAUGGCUGCUCCUGGUAUAAAUAUUGAAGCUUUGAGAUGUAUCCCUCCAACCACAUAUCCGUCUCCAUAUCCAUCUCCUGGACCAUCUCCAUACAAUCAGUCCAAGCUGAGCAACAACAAGGGAUAGUAGUUCUCCUUCUCCUCUUCUCUCUCUCCGUCCCAAACCUAUUAGUGUGAAUUCACAAUGCUUCUCAACCUUUUCUCUAGAUUGCAGUUCCUGCUUUUAUAAGUGAAAUUAAAGUGUUAAACUUUAACUUAAAGUGUUAAAAAUUAUUUUUUUUUUAAUUUUUGGCUUUUCUAGCUGAAGAGAGAUUGCUAACAUAAUUCCAAGUUAAACUUUAAUUAAAGAAUUCAAUCAAAAUAAAAUUUGAUAUAUCAAUAAUUUUCUAUCUUAAAGGAAUUAAACUUUCUAAUCGCUAUUAUUUUGCAAUCUAAUGGUGUUCACAUGUAAAGCUGUUCAAAGGUUUACAACAUUGAGUCGCAUAGCUCAAAUAUAUGGAUUAGAAAAGUAGAGUUAGUGGUAAAACUCAAUUCUUUUAAUAACUUGAUGAUGAAGUGCAGACACGCGAAUUUCUACAGCUUCCUGUUUCAGAUAGCAAAACAUUUGCGCCAUCGUUCAUCAUGAAAAAGUUGAAAGGGGUUGUUCCUCUUUUUUAUUAAAGGGGCUGUUCCCCGUUUUAAUCAAAGAGGUUAUUCAUUUUUAGUUGAAGGGAUUAUCCCUUUUUUUAAAUUAAAGAUUUACUCAGAAUCACGUUGACAAUCUUCUCUUUUACAAAAAUAUUGCAUUUGCAUUAAGCUCCAGUUUCAGUUUGAAAUUUCAGUAAUUUGACUAGAUUUGUUCUAAAUGUUGCAUUAAAUAUCUUUAAUCAAGAUUAUUUCUCUAAUGUGUACACUGUAUA
This is a messenger RNA of Eurytemora carolleeae, 2892 nucleotides long. Its product is annotated as potassium voltage-gated channel subfamily F member 1. The coding region runs from base 39 to 2120 and encodes 693 amino acids. The transcript has 6 exons. Gene Ontology annotation, molecular function: delayed rectifier potassium channel activity; protein binding. Gene Ontology annotation, cellular component: voltage-gated potassium channel complex; membrane. Gene Ontology annotation, biological process: potassium ion transmembrane transport; protein homooligomerization. The record is from RefSeq and is a predicted model, not a curated record. Lineage: Eukaryota; Metazoa; Arthropoda; Copepoda; Calanoida; Temoridae.